Messenger RNA from Corticium candelabrum, 2850 nucleotides. Its product is annotated as vacuolar protein sorting-associated protein 11 homolog. Lineage: Eukaryota; Metazoa; Porifera; Homoscleromorpha; Homosclerophorida; Plakinidae. Gene Ontology annotation, cellular component: HOPS complex; endosome. The transcript is spliced from 32 exons. Gene Ontology annotation, biological process: organelle fusion; endosome organization; vesicle-mediated transport. Bases 5 to 2773 code for a protein of 922 amino acids. The record is from RefSeq and is a predicted model, not a curated record. Gene Ontology annotation, molecular function: protein binding; protein-macromolecule adaptor activity.
CAUCAUGGCCUACCCAAAGUGGAGAAACUACGGCUUUUUUGACAAAGAGCUGGUGAAGAACUCAGAAGACGACCAAGCGGUGGAAGUACUGAAAGAAAUCAAUAUUACGGUGUCUAGCAGCGGACGAGGUCACAUGGUGUUUGGAGAUGCUGAUGGUUUCAUUCAUUUCUUGCAUCGCAACCUGCAGCUGACCAAUUUUAGGGCGUACCAGUGCAGGGUGUCUCAUCUUAUCCAGUUGAAACAACAUAACAUGCUGAUCUCUGUUGGUGAUGAUGAUGAAAGUGGACCAAUAGCCAAAGUGUGGAAUUGUGACAAGUUGGACAGAAGUGGUACUCCUCAUUGUUCAAGGUUGCUUCCUCUUACCACUGGUGGACGAACUGUGCAGCCUAUAUCGGUCAUUGCUGUUAAUGAAACUGAUCAUAGUCCUCAAUUGGCUGUUGGCUACUGUAAUGGCACAGUGACACUAAUCAAGGAUAUUGUCAAAGAGAGAAUGUUUCGAAGCAGUCAGCAACAUAUCCUGCAUCAAGACAAAGACCCAAUAACAGGCCUUGCGUUUGCACCAGGAAAAGGUGCAGCUGUACUGUACGUUGUGACGUCAAAUGCCGUGUUUAGUUAUCAACUAGGACAGUCAUCUCAUCGAGUGUCACUGGGGCAGAUGGGAUGUGAAGUUGACUGCUCAACAGUUAGUGAUCAGUCGCAAGAUUAUCAGUUUGUUGUCGGGAGGAAAGAGGCAAUCUACUUCUACCAGCCAGAGGACAAAGGACCAUGCUUUGUGUUUGAAGGAGAGAAAACUCAAAUACAUUGGUUCCGAAGUUUUCUUGUGGUCGUGUUCAGAGACUUGAAGGCAGUGAAACCAGCUGGGGGUGGCAAGCCAGUGUGUAAUGUGACCAUCUACGACAUACAGAACAAAUACAUUGCAUCAAGCUCACCCUUUCCAGAUGUUCGUGCCGUCUUGUGGGAGUGGGGAGCUCUGUAUAUAGUAUCUGGUUCUGACCACAAAUUAUAUCGUCUUGACGAAAAGAGCACAGCUAGCAAGUUGGACAUUCUUUUUAGGAAGAAUCAGUAUGAGAUGGCAAUCAAUCUGGCUAGGAAUCAACGUUAUGACAUGGAUGGAUUAGUUGAUAUCUUUAGACAAUAUGGUGACCAUUUGUACAGUAAAGGAGACUACGAUGGAGCCAUCAAACAGUAUGUGAGAACGAUUAGCCGCUUGGAGCCGUCUUAUGUCAUCAGGAGGUUUCUAGAUGCUCAACGCAUACACAACUUGACCUCCUAUUUAGAGGAGCUACAUGCUAAGUCAUUGGCGAAUACAGACCACACGACUCUUCUUCUCAACUGCUACACGAAGCUAAAAGACGUCAGAAAACUGAAACAGUUUAUUCAGACCGACAGGAAAUUAAACUUUGAUGUGGAGACAGCCAUCAAGGUGUGCAGACAAGCGAGCUACUUUGAGCAUGCUCUACAUCUUGCCAAGAAAUUUGAACAACACGACUGGUAUCUCAAGAUACGAAUCGAAGACCAGCAACAGUAUGGAGAAGCAUUGGAUUACAUAGGAAGACUUAACUUUCUUGAAGCUGAGUUUAAUUUAAAGAAAUAUGGCAAAGCAUUGGUGAACGAACGACCUGACGAAACCACAGAGCUCUUGAAGUUACUUUGUACAGCCAAAUGGCCAGGAGGAGGUCAGUCUGUUGGAGAUAUGCGAGCUCAACCAGAAGAGUUUGUGCACAUCUUUGUGCAAAGGAAAGAACAGCUGCAGCUUUUUUUGGAGCACAUGGUGCAGUUUCAGCCAGUGAAUUCCAAGUUGGUUUAUAAUACACUUCUUGAACUUUACCUUCAACAUGUCUCGGAAGAGACAGCGGUUGAGAGACAAAGACGGGAAGACAAGGCUAUGGAUCUGUUGAGAAGCCCCGAUGCCGACUUUGAUAUUGACCAUGCUCUCGUACUGGCUCAGAUGCACGACUUUCGAGCUGGCGUGCUUUACUUAUAUGAAAGAGCUCGAUUAUAUCAUCAGAUUUUACAGCAUCACAUGGAGCAUGAUGAUUAUCAUCAAGUUAUCGAGACGUGUAACAGCCAUGGGCAAAAGGAUCCCAAUUUGUGGGUUCAGGCUCUUUCGUACUUUGCUGGUAAGGAGGACGACUGCCGAGAACAGAUCGCCGAAGUCCUCAAUCAUAUUGAAAAGCGUAAUCUUCUUCCGCCGCUAAUGGUGAUACAGACAUUGGCUCGUAAUUCGACAUGCACACUCGCCGUGGUGAAGGAUUACGUGUCUCGAUGUCUGCAGAGAGAGAACCAGCAGAUUGCCGAGGAUGAGCAGCUGAUCAAAGAAUACCGUGAGAACACUGAGAAGAUGCGUACUCAGCUUGAACAGAUGAAAACGAGUGCCAAGGUGUUUCAGCCAACAAAGUGUCACUAUUGCACAAAUCUUAUUGAGCUACCAGCCGUUCACUUUCUCUGUGGUCACAGCUACCAUCAAAGCUGUUUAGAGGCGGCCGAGAGUGAAUCUGAAUGUCCUUUGUGUGCAGAGAAAAACAGGGAUAUUUUAGACAAAAUUCGCUCUCAGGAGCACGGCAGAGAAUUGCAUGAAGAAUUUCAUCGUGAACUGUCUCAGAGCAUCGACCGAUUCUCUGUUGUCGCAAAGUACUUUGGACGAGGAGUCUUCAACAAGGUGACUUACCUAACUGAAGCACCAAAUCAGGCUAAACCUCUUCCAGUGAAGAUCGAACUUCCAAGAGAAAUUUUUCUACAACCCGGUGCACAUAUGGAUGGUCGGCCAUACUGAUAACUGCAAUGUCAUAUUUUCAUGUACUGUAGUGUUUGGUUUCAAGUUUAGCAAUACAAUUAUGUUUUUGUAAUUUA